AGUUCAGUAGUUAACGCGAUUUCAACGGGUGCGGUUGUAGGACUAGGCCAGUAGUAGUAGUCAGAAGAAAAGUGCGCGAUCGUGACGUCACCGCGCGACACCCCGUCCAUGCGUACGCGAGAGUGAGAUUGGCGAUGCGGGGUUUUGUUGUUGUUUCUUUUCCUUGCCGUUCGAUUUUUAUCGGUUUGGACGGCGGUUCAAAAUCCCGAUGCGAUUGUGACGUUCCCGAAAUAGAAUCCUCCUCGUGCCGUUGCUAAGAAUUUCGAAAAUCAUAGCGUUUUCCUCCGACGCACGAAGCAAACCCCAAGAAAAAAAAUAUUUUCCUCAGUCACGUGAUUUUUUUUCCUGUCGCUUCGACCAAAAGCUUAGCAUCCUGUCCAAGUAGAACACACAUAGCUGGUGAACGCGCUUUGGCCGGUACUGGACUGACACUGGGCGAUAAGAAAACGAAGAAACGCGUGCGCGUCUCGCGGACGACUAGACUAUCGCCUUACACUUACGCUGGAGCUCGCCACCCGUUCAGUACCCAGUCGUCGCUUGCUUGGAUCGGAUGUGCUCGGAAACGGCUUGCUUCGAGCACCGAUUGUUUUUGGGCAGAACUCAUCCAGUUGAGAAGCAACAACCAAAAUAAAAGGAAGAAAAGGAAAUACGAGACACAAAAACAAAACGCAAACUAUGUGCGCCUACUGCGACCCCGCGAGAUAGUGUGUGAGAAGGUUAACCGUUUUUCGAAGCAGUGCGAUUUAGUUUAGUGAGUUUUGUGAGGAACACGUGUGCCCGUGUGAGUGUGUGCAAGUGUGCAACGAAAUGACGCAUGGUCCGCCGGCGCGAAAGCGCCCCCAGAAUGGCUCCACGACGGCCGCCGCCGACACCGACGGAAACCGAAUUCAGCCGGAGAGCAGCCUGCCACCCCCGCCGGACGGUGGCUGGGGCUGGAUGGUGGUUCUGGCCUCCUUCUGCAUACACAUCGUCACGGACGGCAUGACCUACUCGUUCGGUAUUUUCUACGUCGAGUUUCUCGAUUACUUCAAGGAAGGGAAAGGCUACACGGCAUGGAUUGCUUCGAUUCUGGUCGGAGUGACGCUCUGUUCGGGUCCCGUUUCGUCCUCGCUGGUCAAUCGGUACGGCUGCCGGGCGGUUACGAUAGCCGGUUCGGUGCUAGCUUCGGCCUGUCUGGCCGUCAGCGUCUACGCCCGGAAUGUCUUCACGCUGUUCAUCACGAUCGGUUUCGGUACCGGACUGGGACUCGGUUUGAUCUACCUACCGGCCAUCGUCAGUGUGACGAUGUACUUCGAACGAUUGCGUUCACUGGCCACCGGAAUUGCGGUGUGCGGUUCCGGACUGGGUACGUUCAUCUUCGCUCCCGUCACGGACAUACUGAUCACGAAACUUGGCUGGCAGAACGCUCUGCUCGUUAUGGCGGUGAUUGUACUGGGAACGUCCGUUUUCGGUGCCAUGUUCCGUCCGUUAAAAGCCGUCGAACCACCACCGAUCGAGGCACCGAAAGUUGACGCACCACAUUCCAAAGCAGCAUCCAUCAAAGAAUCCAUCGAAGAAGAUGAGCACAGCCUUAACCGUUCGCAAAGCAUUGGAAAUUCGCCUAGAAUCGCUCUGGGAUCGAACGGCCAUUCCAAGAGUGGUUCAAACCUGAACCGCAAGUACAGCCAGGAAGAUCUUGCCCAAAGUCAACCGUUGGUUUCCCCGCCCGGCACGUUCGACCAGGUCACGAUCAAACGGGCGGAAAGUGGCACCAUGUACCGGAAGGAUGCCCUCUAUACCGGAUCGGUUCACAAUAUCGCCUCCCGGCACGCUUCCAGUGUCAGUCUGGCGAUGCAUUCCAAGGGAGGACCGUACGGAUCGCUUCAAGCCGGCGGUAAACCACUGGGCGGUGAAGAUGAGAAAUCCCUGUGCUGUGGGUGUAUUCCGUGCUCGAAGGAAACCUCCGACACCUACAAGGAGAUGAUGAACUUUUCGAUUCUGCGUGAUCCGGUUUUCAUCAUUUUCACCGUGUCCAACUUCCUGACCAGUGUCGGGUUUAACGUUCCUUACGUCUAUCUGGCAGCACAGGCCAACGCACUGAAUAUUGACACAAAGCAGGCCAGUUAUCUGUUGGGAGUGAUCGGAAUCGCCAACACAGUAGGCCGUAUUAUUUUGGGUUACCUUUCCGAUAAACCUUGGGUAAAUCGAUUGCUGGUUUACAAUCUGUGCCUCACCAUUUGUGGUCUUGCGACUGCCUUCUCCGUGCUGUGCCUCGAUUUCUACAGUCUUGCCACCUACUCGGCGGUGUUCGGUUUCACGAUCGGUGCCUACGUCGGCCUGACCUCGGUCAUUCUGGUCGAUCUGCUCGGGCUGGACAAGCUAACGAAUGCCUUCGGUUUGCUGUUGCUAUUCCAGGGAAUUGCAUCCUUCCUGGGACCUCCGCUAGCCGGAUGGCUCUACGAUUUGACCCUCUCGUACAAUCCGGGUUUCAUCUUGGCCGGCAGUGUGAUCGCCCUGAGCGGUGUUAUUCUGUUUUCCAUUCCACCGCUGCAGCGGCACCUGGCCCGGAAAAGGGCAACGGAAGCGAUUGCGAGGGCGGCUGCCGCCACCGCCGCCGGUUACGGCGAUAUUCCGUUGCAAGACAGAUGAGCCUUCGCCGCCCCUUCCCAUCGACCUACACGCUCAAGAACCAGAAAGUUUCCGCUUCCCUUGUUCGCCUAGUAUACGUAAUAUGCGCGCUCAAUAGUCUAAGUAAGACAAAUGAAACAAAACAAAACAAAAAGAAACACUCACAUCCCUGCGAUCCAAAGACCCGAGAGCUUGUUGAAGAACUGGACCAAGUUGUGAUAGCUACUAAGUAGGACACGAAUUUGCCUAUAUCGAUAUAGAAUAGCACUGAUACAGCAGAUACAGAAGAUGAUUUAGGACGAAGUAAUAUGACUAGAAGAAGUUUCGUAGGUUUAAGUCACAAAGUCAUCCAUCUAUUUUUCUACUCGUGCCAUGUUCGCACAAAAAAACCAAAACCUAGGAAUACAGGAUUAGAGCCGUUACUGUUCAAAUAGUUGUAGGAUUUUAUUUUGUUUCUAUAGGAAUUUAAGGAAAGCCAACGGCGGCACGUACGUAACAUAUCGACGAAAGUGAUUCGAGAGUGCUAUUUUAGACGGAAGCCGAGAUCGACGGACGGAACGAGAAACAAAUGCGCGAUGAAAGUUGAAUCGGAUGGCGAUUCCCCUGUUUGUGUGCUGCGAUGAGAAUGUACCGAAUCCAUGAAUUUACGCGACUAUUUACUAGCAACAAGAGGAAUGCGGCGUUAAAGCCGACAGUUUAUAUUUCUAAAAACAAAAACGUUAGUUAAUUAAAUUGAUUAUCAUAAACAUAUAAAA
Molecule: messenger RNA, 3362 nt
Organism: Malaya genurostris
Lineage: Eukaryota; Metazoa; Arthropoda; Insecta; Diptera; Culicidae
Gene: Mct1
Product: monocarboxylate transporter 5
Exons: 9
Coding region: 808-2628 (606 amino acids)
Biological process (GO): transmembrane transport; monocarboxylic acid transport
Molecular function (GO): monocarboxylic acid transmembrane transporter activity
Source: RefSeq, a predicted model, not a curated record